CAUUGCGACGUCAUAUCCGGUCCCUUUGAUCUCAGACGGCGAGGUAGUAUGGCUGACACGAGUGUGGUGGAGACGUUGCUUCAGCUCGUUGAGAAGGUGGACGACGGCGUGGACAGCCUAAAUGUGGCGUCUAGCCUCGGAGUGGACCACCAGGUCGUCGUGGGAGCCGUGAAGAGUCUGCAGGCUCUCGGCGAAAUCAUCUCAGCUGAGUUGCGUUCCUCCAAACACUGGGAGCUGACAGUUGAGGGCAAAGAAAUUGCUGAGCAAGGCAGUCAUGAAGCCCGGGUCUUCAACUCCAUCCCGCUGGAGGGUCUGGCACAAAGUGACCUAAUGAACUUGUCCUUCGGAAAGAUUGGCUUCAGCAAAGCCAUGUCCAACAAGUGGAUCCGAUUGGACAAAGGACAUGAAGGCGGCCCCAGAAUAUUCAGAACCAUGGAGAACAUAGAGGACCAGGUGAGAGAGAAACUGCUUCUGGUUCAAAAAGGGGACGCCACAAACCUGGAAGAGAAAGAAAAGAACGAGCUGAAGAAGCGCAAACUUCUCACUGAGGUGACGGUAAAGUCCUACUGGAUCGCAAAAGGAACCUCCUUCAGCACCACUGUCACCAAACAGGAGACGGAGCUCACACCCGACAUGAUUGCCACCGGCAGUUGGAAAGAGAAAAACUUCAAACCGUACAACUUUGAGGCAAUGGGUGUGGCUCCAGACAGCGGACACCUGCAUCCGUUGAUGAAAGUGCGAACGCAGUUCAGACAGAUCUUCCUGGAGAUGGGUUUCACAGAGAUGCCAACCAACAACUUCAUAGAGAGCUCCUUCUGGAACUUUGACUCCCUCUUUCAGCCGCAGCAGCACCCGGCUAGAGACCAGCAUGACACCUUCUUCCUGUCAGACCCUGCACUUGCCCGUGAGUUGCCACAAGACUACUUGGAGAGAGUGAAGAGGGUCCACACAGAGGGGGGGUUCGGUUCACAAGGGUACAAAUACGACUGGAAGAUUGAGGAAGCACAGAAGAACAUCCUUCGUACGCACACCACAGCAGUCAGCGCACGCAUGCUGUAUAAACUUGCACAACAGGAGAAAUUCACCCCCGUCAAGUACUUCUCCAUCGACCGGGUGUUCAGGAAUGAGACUUUAGAUGCCACCCAUCUAGCCGAGUUCCACCAGAUAGAAGGCGUGGUGGCGGACUACAGGCUCACUCUAGGGGACCUCAUGGGCAUCCUGCAUCAGUUCUUCACCAAGCUGGGAAUCACAAAGCUACGUUUCAAACCCGCAUACAACCCCUACACAGAGCCCAGUAUGGAGGUGUUCAGCUAUCAUGAAGGUCUAAAAAAGUGGGUGGAAGUGGGGAACUCUGGCGUCUUCAGACCAGAGAUGCUGCUACCGAUGGGCCUCCCUGAGGAUGUAUCGGUUAUUGCAUGGGGGCUUUCUCUGGAAAGACCCACCAUGAUCAAAUACGGCAUAAACAACAUCAGAGAGCUGGUGGGACACAAGAUCAACCUACAGAUGGUCUACGACAGCCCCAUUUGUCGACUCGAGUCCUGAGUUUGGUACAGCUCUUUUUUUUUUUUAUAGACCUCGGGACACCUUCAUGGCUGCCAUUGUUGCUAUAAUUAAGUACACUUCUAUUAACAGGCUUUUGAAAUCAUGUAAGAGGCUGUUUCUGUUUCAGUCUCUAAUACUGACACCCUCCUUUGUUACAAAAACACAUAACUCGGAUUGUACUGGGAAAAUCACUGUUUCUUUUUCAACGGUAAAAUAAACUGUCCAUAUUGUAAUGCUCUUAUGCUUGUCUCAUGUAGGUAAUUUGGAAGAUAAUCUCGUACAACUAAUCAGAAGUGAUAUGUUAGCCAUCAAAACAUGAUAAGCUCAUGAAAAUGGUCAAUAUGUUCAUAAAUAGACAAAAAGCUUCCAUCUUCUAAUGUUAAAAGUACAGUAAUCCCUCGUUUAUCACAGUUGCUUGGUUCCAGACCGGACCGUGAAGUAGGAUUCAUCAUUAUAGAGAAUAUUUUGAUAGUUUGAUAGAGUAUAGAACCCUUGUUUAUGACCUUCCUGUAUGGUUUUUAAUGUCAGUAGACCUUUCCAGGCAUGAAAUGACACCCAUAGUCAAUUCUACAAAUUACCCAAUAUAGUAGAAUUGAUAAGAGUAAACUAAGACAAGAAUUGUGCUUGAGUGUUGCUGUAAAUGUGGAAAGCUGAGUAGGGGGAGGACAGGAUUUAUUGAUAUAUUUUUGAAACACAGCAGUAAUCAAAUAUAUUUAAAAAAAAACUUUAGUACUGUAUUUUUCUUGAAAAGAACAGCAGCAAAAUGUUGAAAUUGUUUGUGUUACUAGUAUGUGUUCUAGGUUCAUGAAUGCUUAAAAAAAGCAUGGUUACAAAUUAGGCUUAAAUCAUUACCCUGAUGAACGGUCACAAAUCUCCCACACUGGAGCUGUUCUACUUGCAGUUAUUUGGACUGAUAUAAUAUGUAUGUUCCAUGACAGGCCUUUCAUACCAGCCGGGGGAACUCCAGGAGAGUGUUCCCUGCACACUAAAAGACUCCAGGAUUAAGUCUUGUGUACAAGCGGACUCCUUGGAACUCCCUAAGUCUUCGCCUUAAUCUUAAUCCCUUCACUGUCUUGAAAUAACGUUUUAGUGAAGUGUGUGAGGCGGGCCAGCUGGUCACUUUACAGGUUUGGACGGCAGCCUGACUUGACGUGCAGACUGGAUUCAAAGUUUCAAGAAGAAUCAUACCUGCGAUGUCAAUGGCCAGAUCCUUGAUGAGAUGACCAAUGAUGGCAUAGGCAACUCCGACCACCACCAGGGCCGCCAUGAGCAGGUAGAGCACCGCCUUGGGCAAGGGGAUCAGGUCCUUCGAGAUGGGCUUGUACUGCUUGUAGAGUGGGUCCUCUAUGGAGGUGGAAUAGGGAUACGCAUGGGCUUCGUCAGUGGAGUUCCACACGGUGAAAUUAUAUCCAUUCAUGGCUA
Molecule: messenger RNA, 2964 nt
Organism: Doryrhamphus excisus (bluestripe pipefish)
Lineage: Eukaryota; Metazoa; Chordata; Actinopteri; Syngnathiformes; Syngnathidae
Gene: farsa
Product: phenylalanyl-tRNA synthetase subunit alpha
Biological process (GO): phenylalanyl-tRNA aminoacylation
Cellular component (GO): cytosol; phenylalanine-tRNA ligase complex; cytoplasm
Molecular function (GO): tRNA binding; phenylalanine-tRNA ligase activity; ATP binding
Source: RefSeq, a predicted model, not a curated record